UACUACUACUCCUUUUUAUCCGACCAAUGGGACUGAGUACCCUACUACUACUACUCCUUUUUAUCCGACCAGUGGGAGUGACUUCACUACUACUACUACUCCUUUUUAUCCGACCAAUGGGACUGAGUACCCUACUACUACUACUCCUUUUUAUCCGACCAAUGGGACUGACUUCACUACUACUAUGACUCCUUUUUAUCCGACCAAUGGGACUGACUUCACGACUACUACUCCUUUUUAUCCGACCAAUGGGACUGAGUACCCUACUACUACUACUACUCCUUUUUAUCCGACCAAUGGGACUGACUUCACGACUACUACUACUGCUACUGAUCAGACCAGUUGGACUGACUACACUACUACUGCUGCUCCUACCACCACAACUGACUUCCCUACUAGUACUACUCCUGCUCCUGCCACUCCUCCACCCACUACUACUACUCCUGCUCCUACCACUCCUCCACCCACUACUACUACUACCACUACAACUCCUCAUCCUACUACUACCACUACAACUCCUCCGACUACCACCCCUCUGGUUUGUGAUAAUGGAGGGAUAUCAGUGAGUGGUGUCUGUAUCUGUCCUGAUGAAUGGACCGGAAUGACAUGCUCAGAGGAAAACUUCUGCCAAGCCCAAGAGUUGGGUGAAUUCAAAUUCCCACGCACUCCCAUUGGCUGGUUUGCAUAUUCUGAGGAGGUCUGUCCAAAAGGGUCGAGUGGUGCUGGUAAACCCCGGGCUUCGACCCGAUGUUCAACCAAGAAUGGCCCACCGAGUUUAGAGCAUCCACCACAGGUCCUCCAGUGUGACCAGACGCUCAGUGACAUACAACAAAACCUGACCAGCUCUGCUGAUUUAGAGAUGCUGGCGACCAGCACUCAGAUCCUGACCUCCAAACCUGAAGAGCUGACGGCUGAAAACAUCACAGCAGCGGCUCAGAUCGCCAACACACUGCUGUUGUCUCCGAACGUCUCAGAGAGUGUCAGGGUAGCAGCGGUAGCUACAGUCAGCCAGCUGCUGAACACCAGCACACCAGACGAUGGCAAGGAAAACAACGCCACUCUGGGUCUGACGGUGACCCUGGAUCAGCUCUCUGUGAACCUCAGCCUCAGUCUCAACGUGUCUCAGUCGCAGGUGGUUCAACCAAACCUUGUGGUUCAGUCUGUGCAAAUCCCUGCGGCGGACACUCAGGGAGUCCAGUUCACCUCUUUCUCAGGAACGUCCGGCAAUUUCAUUGCCGACCGCAUUCAGCUGAACACCAACACGUCAACAGUCGUGGUGGAAAAUGGGUUCAUCGCCGACGCCCUGAUUUACAUACGAUUCCCACCAGAGGACGCCGUCCGUGUUCAUCAGCAGCCGUCCAACGUCUCCCUGGGUUUCGUCCUCUAUCAGAACGACCGCUUCUUCAGGUCGAGACGCUACAGACGGCGUCACGCCACCAUCAGGGUCCUGUCGGCCACUGUCAGAGGUCAGGGGCGCAGCGUGGUGCCGCAACACGUGGAGAUGCUGUUCAGACCGACGGUGAUGGACGGUACGUCUCUGUUUGACUUCGCUUGUGUCUUCUGGGACUACAGUCUGGAGGACUGGAGCACCGCCGGCUGCUCCAAAGGAAACGCUUCAGACGGACUCCUCAGAUGUUUCUGCAACCACACCACCAACUUCGCUGCGCUCUGGUCUUUCAGAGAGAAUUACGAAUACGCAGAAGCUCUGAACAUCAUUUCUAUCGUCGGACUUUCUUUGUCCAUUCUGGGUUUGGUUGUUACGAUAAUCCACCACCUCAAAGACAGUUUUCAGACAAUGUCUCGUGAGCGUCAGAACUACAAGAACUCCAAACUCGCCCUGCUGUGUAUCUGCGUGAGCCUGCUCGCCUUCAUCAUCACCUUCCUCUCUGGAAUUACAAAUCGCCGACAGCUGGACGGUGCAGUGGAGGUCGACACGAAAACCAAUACCAUCCCGGGCUGUGACGAACACGUGGAGCCGGAUGGGGGCUCGUGUACGGCAGUGGCGGCUCUGCUUCACUUCUUCCUGUUAGCCACUUUCACAUGGACGAGCCUGUACGGCACUCAGCUGGUGAUACUAGUCCGGACGAUGCGCCAAUAUCUGCCUCCGUUCUGGACACCGCUCAGCGUGGCGGUGGGAUGGGGAGUCCCAGCCGUCUCCAUGGCGACCACACUGGCAGUGUCCUACAGAGUGGACAAUCCUCUAGGAUACAGACAGGAGGAAUUCUGCUGGCUCGCAGCUCUGGAUAAGAACAAACACUUUGACUUCAAGAAGCCGAUGUUCUGGGGUUUCCUCCUUCCGCUCGGGCUGAUCCUGAUCUACAACAUCAUCAUGGUGGUUCUGGUCUCUCUGACCACCUGCAGGACCAACCCCGCCCUCAACAGCACCAAACGUUUGUCGCUGUGGAAGAAGUUCCUCACCAGUUUGUCUCUGGUGGUGUUACUGGGUCUGUCCUGGUCUUUGGGCUACCUGCAGCUCGUCACCACGGAAGACACCCACCUGACCUUCAGCAUCCUCUUCUGCCUCUGUACAACCACACAGGGCUUUCAGAUCUUCGUCCUCUUCACAGCCAGAACGCCGAGCUUCAGAGCCACCGUGUCGCGCUCUGUUCAGUAUGUCUCGUCUGUCAACAUCUCGCUAAAAGAGACAAAGUACAAGUUGCAGAGGACCUGGGCGACGAGCAGCACAGAGUCCUACAAAGACCUGAGAGACUUCCGUUUGUAGGAACCUUCAUCAUGACGAACACUGAACGACCUGUUUCUACUGUUUGUGUCUCAGUGAAAUCUGACCUCACAGAUUUAGUGACUUCCUGUUUCAGAAGUCCAUCCAGAACAUAGGUCCAUGAAUCAGCUUAUAAAUCUCAGAGAAAACAGUCUGCAGAACCUGCCUGAGAACCUCCGUGUUCUUAAAUGUUCCUCAGGUUCACAGAGAUCCAGUGAGAGUAAUCUGUUCAUCCGUGAGUUCACUGUGAACUCGAGCUGCUCACACAUCGUUCAGCUCACUGUAAAUUGACCCACAUAUAGAUUACUGCACCCAGUUAGAGGAAACCCUACAUUCUGUUAAUGCCUCCUGCUCAGCCAGGAUACACUGGAGGAACUACACUUCCCAGAAUGCAUGGAGUCCCUCAGGAGGAGCCAGGAGAUGGAACAAAGACACUGAAACACAGUAAGAGAGAAAUCAGGUGAAAAUCUGAUUUAAAUUUAAUUUGUGGGUCAAAUCAGCUUUUUAAAGCAGUGACUCUGUUUCACCACCAGGUGGCAGCUGUUUGCAACAUUCUCCUCAAUCAAAUCAUUUUAUUCCUUAACUGAACGUUUAUUAUUUUAUGAUGGUUCAUCUAUAAUAAUUACAUUUUAUGUAGAAAAAUGUCUGUCAGCAGUUUUCUUCUGUAAAUGUUGCGGAGCUGCUGUGUUUCUGUGUUUUGUCACUGAUUGUUUAAUUUCUAUGUAAAUAUUUUUUUUAAAAAAUACAUACACUCAUCAUACACAUUACACUUAUAUUUUUACUUCAGUAUUUUUAAAGUUGCUUUGCACAUUAAAAACGAUUAUUGAUUUUUAAAAUAUGGUGAUCACAUCAUUAUUAUUCAAUAUAAUAACAUUUAUCACAUUAUACAAAAUGAUAAUAUAAUAACAUAAUAUAUAACUGUUAUUGAUACUAAACUUAAAUCUGAACCAAUGUUAGGGAAAAAAUAAAUAUUGCAAUAAACAGAAAAAUAAUUAAUUAUAAUGGAAACAAAAGGAUCCUAAAUAAUUUACACUUUUAUUUUUUUAAACUUUUUAAAAUGAUGAUUAAAUAUUAUAAUGUCAAUAAAAUUUUUCUACGCAA
Messenger RNA from Epinephelus lanceolatus (giant grouper), 3820 nucleotides. RefSeq names its product adhesion G protein-coupled receptor G7, tandem duplicate 1 (gene adgrg7.1). Gene Ontology annotation, molecular function: G protein-coupled receptor activity. Gene Ontology annotation, biological process: G protein-coupled receptor signaling pathway; cell surface receptor signaling pathway. The record is from RefSeq and is a predicted model, not a curated record. Lineage: Eukaryota; Metazoa; Chordata; Actinopteri; Perciformes; Serranidae. Gene Ontology annotation, cellular component: membrane.